AUUGAAUUUCAGUUUGAUGCAGAAUUCAGGCGGUUUUCUAUUGACAAAACAAGAAUGAAACAGUUUGAUGACUUUUAUGUCUUAUUAGAAGAGCUCCAUCACCUGACAGACAUUCCAUUUAUAAUUACUUACACAGAUCUUCACAUGGACCUGCUUCCAAUUAAUAACAAUGAAAACUUUAACAGAGCUCUCACUACAGCUAGACCUAGUCUCAAAAUUUUGCUUCAGCGCAAAGGUGAGUAAAAUUACAAUGUUCUGAUACAUGAGUGAUCUUUUUAAAUGUUUCAGCUCUUUGCAAUAAUUGCAAAAAUUAAAUAUAUAUAAGAAGCUAAUAAAUUUAGAGUUGGUGAUUGUUAAAAAGAUUUUAUUCCAAUUUUUAAAAUGUUAUAAGCAAUAAUAGUGCAAAGAUUAAAGAAGGUGAAAUAUAUGAAGAGCAUUCCUUAAAGUUCACCUUGUGUUACUAAUUGUUUCAUUAAAUUUCUUCAAAAAUAACAGGUGAGAGUUAUGGAGAACUCAAUGGCUAUGGUUCACAGCCAUUAAAGAAAAGAAACCCAAUUUCAAAGCUAAUAAGCACAGAAACCCCCCCUAGACCACGUAUACAAAUAAGCCUUAUGGAAGAUUUCCGGCGUGUGUCUGCUAUAAUUGAUGUAGACAUUGUACCAGAAACUCAUCGGCGGGUAAAGCUUAUGAAAAAUGGUUCUGAUAAACCGCUAGGCUUUUACAUUAGAGAUGGAACAAGUGUCAGGGUAACGCCUCAUGGCUUAGAAAAGGUAAGAUUGAAUAAAUAACAGGCCUGCCAAGCCUUCCGAUUUUGUCGGAAUUAUACAUAUUUUUUACCCCUCAUUCCGACCUUCCGACAAAACCCUUAAAAUUAAGAUUUUCUGAACAUUAUAAUUUUUCACCCGUCAUAAAAAUCUGAAAGCGGCCAAAAAAAAACCACCAAUCAGAUACGACAGGAAGUGGUGCAUUUUGAUGAAGUGUCUACAUUUCCGGCAACUGGACGAAUAAGUUCUCAGCCUUGUCACGUGACCGCUAAUAGUCGAUCAGAAUUUACAGUACUUCAUUUAAAUAAAUUCAAGAUAGUCUUGACAUUUACAUGAAAAAGAAAUAUGUUCAAUUCUACAAAAGAAAUACUAGAACCAUUUCUGGUAUAUAUAAUGAACAAAUGGUAAAAAGUGACAAUGUUACAUGAAGCGUGACAUGCCAGCCGGAUAAAUAUCUCCCACACUAUUUGUCCGGUUGUCGGACGUGUAGACACAGCCUUGUUUUUAUAGAAGGGAACCGCGAUCUCCAAAUCAUUCUUCAUCAAUUGAUCCGAUUGGGAUUCACCCUUUUACUAGGCUGAAAAAUAAUUCAGUUGUGUUGUACUUUUUUUUUGUUGUUAAAGCUUUUCUUAAUUAAGUUUAUUGGAAGUGGUGGGUUAAAAUGAUAUUAAUAAACAUAUUUUGACACAAAGAAAAAAUGCAACUGUAGCUAAAAGCAGUGAAUCUACAACUAACUAACGCACAUAUUCUGGUGAAGGUCUGAGAUUACUCUCUUAUGACCCCGGCUAGUAAAUUGGCUAUCAACUCCAUCUGUUGAGCUGAGCCAUACAACAUGUCCCUCACAAAGGAUCCUCCAACCGCCCUGGCUUCCCCCGGGAGAUCUAGUGCGGGACACUCCGUCAACAGAUGUUCUAAGGUCUCUGGGGCCAGGCUGCAGUGCCGGCAGGUAGGAUCUCUGUUGUUGUCCAACCUCCAGAAAUAUGUGCGCAGGGGGCAGUGCUCGGUGCGCAUCUGCGUUACUAGACUCUGCACUCUACGACCUAACCCCCACCAUGGGUCUUGUUUGCUAGGAGUAGGCAAGUUCGAAUAGACGCCUCUGGCGGUCGUGUUGUCAGCCCAUUGCCUGUACCACUUCUGCCUGAAGUGGUCCGCCAGCCAGUUUUUGACUCCCAAGAAAGUCAUUGGUACUUCUGGCUGAGGCUGGGCAGCCCCGGUUUUCGCCAGAGUGUCAGCUAUCUCAUUGCCACUGAUGUUGACAUGCCCUGGUAUCCAUUGCAUUUCAACCUUGCACCCUAUUUCAUCAAGUCUGCAUAUGUCGUUGUGAAUGACGUCGACCAAGCUUGUGGUACCCUGUCUCUUCUCCAAGAUCUCAAGAGCGGAUCUUGAGUCUGAGAAGACGACAAUAUCGAGCCCCGCAUGCUCCGUCCCUUCCAGAGUGACACGGACUCUCUCCAAGGCCUUGUGCAUAGCUAUAAGCUCCGCGUCGAAGUUUGACGCUGUAGUCCCACAAGGCCCGGAGAGUUUUUCAUCGGGCGGUCCACCUACUGGGUACUGAAUAAGCGCACCGUACCCAGCAGUUUUUUUCCUAAAGUCAGCAGAGCCGUCCGUGAACACUUUCACAGGUAUGUGCGUGAACACAUCCAUGGUCUCAAGGGCAGCCACUCUCUGUACAUGUUCAGGGCUUCGUUUCGUCACUGCUGCAUCUGUCAAGGCCAAAUGUAUGGAGGGGCGUGAGGGUUCCGCAUAAGGCGGAUUAACUGGGAUUUGGGUCAGACGUUCUCUAUUUGGGGGCAGGGGAACUGUCCUCUCCAGCUCCACGACCUGGUGCAUGAAAGAGGACCUCUUUAGUCUCCUGCCACCCACCCAGUUAUUUUGCAUUUGAAAGGCUGGUUCAUUUUCACCGAGCCGUCGGUACCUCUCUACGGUAUUUAAGAUGGAUUUUUCCCUCCUAAUUUGUAGCGGUUCUACAUUGGCCAAGACUUCUACAGCAGCUGUGGGAGUAGUCCUGUAUGCGCCACAGAUGAAUCUCAGUGCCUGAUUCUGGAUUCGGCCCAGUUUUUCCAAUGCGGUCUUACUUGCAAAGGAUUGGACCGGCAUGCUGUAGUCCAUCACCGACCUUACACUGCUUAGAAAGAGAGCUCUAAGCGUACUUGCGUUCGCGCCCCAACUUGUGCAAGCCAAUUUUUUCACCAGGUUGAGCUUGGCGGUCGCCUGGGAGCAGAGGUCCUGUACAAAAUUGUGCAUUUGUCUACAACAUCCAUGUCUAAUUUCUUUGCUAAGGAAUUGGACGAUUCAGUUAUCAGAUCGGAAGUUUUAUUUACCACCUUUCUUAUUGAAGGAAAUAUUUCUCUAGCCAAAUCCGAUAGUUUUAAUGCCAGAGUCAAAGAAAGAUUGCUAGAAGAUUGUGAAGAAAUAUUACAAUGAAACAAGCGCAUGAAAGUUGAUAAUCUUUCUAACUUUCUUGUAGCAAAAAUCAAUUGCAAUGCUAACCUUCAGUUGUCCAAAGAGCUGUUGCAAAAAGGCCACUAGGGAGAUGCUGGAAAACUGCACUCUUAGCAGCCUGUGUCCAUAAAAUGAAUAUUUUGUUCUGCAUAUAAACAUUUCCAGUAAUGUUUUUCUCAUGUUCUGUGGUGUUCUAUGGACUCUUCAAAGACAAUGGAGGUAGCUUUAUAUUUAUUUAUUUACCAAGAAAGGCUUGUGGGACUUGUGCAUUAGUAUCUAGUUCUUAAACCAGUCGUGCGCCCCCCCCCCCCCCCCCCUUUUCAAAAAUAAGUUUUCAAAGAAAUAUUAGCUGUUUAAUGCCAUCAUAUUCAUUAAAUAUGCAGAAAUACAUAUUGUACCAAUUUAAGAAAGUACAGUUCAUUACAUGAUAUAAGUGGGGUUGAACAUUAUAUUAGAAAUAUCACAUAGUUCAGGGACGUGUACAGUCAUUAGUGGUUCUUAUAUAAGAUAGAUUAGAUUCUUUUAUUGAUCCAAACAAAUGGAAAUGUUUUUUGAUUUCAUUUUACAUUUUCAGCACAUAAAUAAAACAAUUUGAACACAAGACAGCUAAAUUAAAUUAUUUCACUUGUGAAAAAAAGAGCCAUGUUGUGAAUUCUCUUAGCCAUAUCAGGGACUUACUGGUUCUUAUUAAUUUUAUUUCAAACUUUAUCUAAUAGAUGUGUGUGAAGAAGGGAGAAUCCCAAGUUUGUGAUUUAGUGCCAAAUCAGCAUUUAGUAAAACUAUGUCACCGAAUGGGUGGGUGCAUGCUAUGAGUAGAUCAAUGUCUCAAAGGCAACAUUUUUUUACACACAUAGCAAUUUCAGUCCAUAGUAGAUUUUCAUACUUAAUAAAUUUUUUUACAUGAUUUACAUUCAUCAUAAAUGCUUCCUAAAUGCCACACACAAUAAGUUUUUGUCUAGUUUUUGUACUGGUAUCAGUAUAUGAUGCAAGAGUGCUACAGUUAAAAAGCAGUCCGAGAAACUGAAAUGUUGAUUUUUCAUUAGUUUUUUUUAUCUUGAAUAAUAAUAAUAAAUCGCUCGAUAAGAUUUCAAAUGUUCAUUCAUGUAUGUUUCUGGUACAACAUGUAUUUGCUAAACACAUUAGAAAAUAUCUCUAUUUGAACAGCAUACAUGGAUUAAUGGAUCUUGAUCAAACUUGGGAUUCAUUAUUGUUUCACUUCAUUAUGGAGAAAAAAAUAUUGGCUGGGUUGAAUUUAAAAAAAUAAAGUCCCUUUUAGUAUUGAGGGCCCAAAUUUGUUUGUUUAAUAUGAGCUAUAUAAAUAAAAUUUCAAUUAAUGGAUAGAUCAGAUCUAGACCAACCAUGGUGCAAAUGACUUGAAAUUAUAUAUUUAUAAAAACUGAAUGUUUUUUAACUCUGUUGGGAUCAGGGACACUAAUUUAAUUUGUGAAAUACACUAUAUUUCUUACUUUUAAAGCAAUUUUAGUGGGACAACUUAAAAUUUUUUUAAUUUCUAUUUAUUUGAUGAAUUUAUCUUAGUGAUAAUUAAAAUUUCACCUUUUAGAAUGGGUCCCCACCGGGGCCCAUAUUUUAACUUUAAUGGAAAGUGUGUUGAGUUAGGGCAUUUUUUUUUAGUAGUUUUAGUAUUGAAAUACUGCUUACAUAAGAGUUAUUUUUGGCAAAUUAUUUUUAAAUAUCUUUUUUUAAGCUUUAACAUUAUUCUAAAACAUCUGAUUUUAAAAAUUAAAAAGGGUUUAAGAUUAUACGAAUUCCUUGAGAUUGUUAUGGGGUGAAUUUGAUAAUUGAACCUGAAUAUUUAUCUGAAUGAUUUUUGUAGUGCCUCUUUCUUAGGAAUAGCUAAAAUGACCCCAUUUUUAGGAAUGGAAAUCCUAUUUUAAAUUAAUAAAUUAAUUGAUAAACCACCAUAGAUUUGACAUUUAAUUGGUGAAUACCUUUGUUUUAAUAAGAAAUCUUUUAAAAUUUAGAUUUGUUUUUAAAUCAUGGUUCUUGGCUGUGCUCCAUUGUUGAAGUGUUUUUGAUUUAGGCGUAUGCUGAUAAAGCUUUUGAAGUUGUUUUCAAAAUAAAAACCCACACAAAGCAUGUUAUUUGGCUAGUUAUUGAUAAGUUGAAGCAUAGCUCUUCAGAAAUAAAACACUUCUGUUUAGUAUUCCAGAAAAAGAGUUUGAAACUAACCAGUUAUUUGCAAACAUAAAUUGAAAGCAGUGAUUAGAAAGCAGUCUUGUUAUUUCAUGGUCUCUUGGCUGUUAAAAUAACAUCUGAAAGCAAGGUUGAUACAAGAUUAACUUUUUUAAAUGACGGAGACUAUGUACAACCAUUCAUGUGCUAAUCAAUGUUUUGAUUGUAUGGGUUAAAUUGAUACUAUACUGCUUUUAUUGUGAAGAUCCUGCAUUCUGAACAUUCUUUUUCAAGCUAUGAACAAUUUUGAUUAAAAACGGUAAUACUAUUUCAGGUUCCUGCCAUUUUUAUUUCUCGGCUUGUUCCUGGGGGAUUAGCAGAAAGUACAGGACUGCUAGCUGUCAAUGAUGAAGUUUUAGAAGUAAAUGGCAUUGAGGUUGCUGGUAAAAAGCUUGAUCAGGUAAGUUGAUCAAAUUUUUUUAUUUUUUAAGUUAAUCUACUCUACUUCUUUUAUUACACUGCACAUCAUAGUCUGCAGCUUCUUGAGCGAAAUUUCUCUCUGUUCAGCUCAUCCUGGAGAGAUUUUUUUCUCUCCUUCUCCCUCAUAUUAUUUACUGUUUGCCUGGAUAGCACAGAGAACUGACUUUAAAUCCGAAACCAAGUUGCUGCUUUCACCCUGGUUUUGUGACUAAUUUUUUUUUUAAAAUUCAGAUUUGACACUCAUGUCAAAAAUACUCACCUUGCUGGGAUGACUCCAUUUCACCCUGAUUUUUGGUUGUGGGUUUCAUCUUGGAAAAAAUAUUAUUUUUAUAUUUUUGGCCAAGUAGGGUUAAAAAGUACAUGUUAGAUUUGUAUACUUUAAAAGAAUACUUGUGAAUGAAAGUAGCAAAUGGUCUUGCCAGCAACAGAUCAUUUGUUUGGGGCCACAUCACCUCGUGUCCCAUCUUUAGCUGAAAAUUCUUCAUGCAAUUAAAGUUUAUCCUCUUUUAAAUCAGGUGACUGACAUGAUGGUGGCCAACAGUUCCAAUCUCAUCAUAACUGUCAAGCCCGUCAACCAGCGCAUGACCCUUGCACCCCAACGUGGGGCGGUGGGACGUCACAGCAAUAUUUCAUCGACCUCUCAGGUCUCUCACCAAUCACAGGCUUCCAACGUGUCUUAUCACUCUGCCAAGUCAUACGACAGUGAACCCAUGGCGGAGAUGGAUGAUGAGGAUGAAAUUCAUGACCAUUUGUCUCCUGUGACCACAGAGCCGCCCAGUAGUGAGAAAGUUGAACUGACCAACGAGGGCAGAGGCAGUGGCAAAAGUUUGGAGAAUAUCAGCAAUAAGAGUGGCAACGGUUUGAAAGGAUUAGGGGGUAAAAGCAAAGGGGUACAAGAAGAGGACAGUGAUGAUGAUGAUGAAGAAGAUGAAGAUGAACAAGGGGGAGAAAGAGAAUGAUGAUCCAACUGUCACACUCUAACAGGAAAACAUUAUUGGAUUGGAGGGUUACCUCUCUUGAUAUGUGCAGGGAACACAUGGUUGUGAUUUUCUUAACCUUGUGAAGGAGGUUAUUCUAAGUUUCACAGUAAAUUUUAUGUAAUAUUUACAGUUGUUAUAAAUCACGUUACUGUAUAGGGGGAGAAUACUCAUGCAAUGUUUGGACUAUAUGAAGAUUGUUUGAAUGGAUGUGUGGAUACUAAAGAGGAACAGUAGAAAUUCAUAUGCAUUUGUACUGUGAGUAUUUUUUUCAUGGCAGAAACAACUCAACACGUUAGCAUUCCCAAAAUGUUUACACAUUUUAUGAGCAUGUACCUUUUAUACCUUUUUGAGUAUACAGCAACUUCGGACAAUGUUAUUUUGUGUAUUUAUAAUUGAUGACAUCAAGCUCUAUUUUAAUUGAGAUGUCAUUGAAUAAAUGUCAUAUAUUAUUUAUGGUCAUACACAAGCUGCCCAUGGGAGUAGUUUAAAAUGGCCAUGAUUAAAAUUUCAGAUGAGUACAUGUUUAUAUAUUUAUGUCUCUCUAAAAAAAUCUGGCCACCUACACUAUUAUUUCUACAACAAUUGGGAGACAACAUAGCACAGUUUGGGAGAAAAACAUUGAUUUUGUUAAACUUUAUAGAUUUAUAAAUUAGGGACAAGAUGUCUGCUGGACUGGUAGAUAGGAUUGAUACCUAGUAAUUUAAUGGCAGCAAGACUUGUUCAAGACUUGAAAGGUAUGCCCACAGCUCAACCGACAGACUCGGUUAUACAGUGUUGUUGACAAUUUCUUGACUUUGAUUCAUUGUUAAUAUUUAAAACAUGCUCUCACUUAAACAUUUGGUCCACUAGAAGCCCAGUGGACCAACCUAAUAAAUAAUUUUAUCUGAGUUGACGAUACUUUUUUAAAAUACAUAUAUAAAAAAAAUAAUAUAUAUAAUACAUAAGACAUUUGAUCAACAUGUAUAAUUUUAACAAAUUUUUACUGAAGUUCUUUUUUUUUUUACAAAAAGCAUUGAAAUAAUUAUAUUAGUACAAAGCAGCUGAAUAGAGUCUACUGUUCCUUCAUGAAAAUAUCGCCUGGCUCUGAUAUAAACUUCAAAGGACUAUUUAACUAAUAGUAUAUUUACCCACUUAUAGAUCAUGUUAGUUUACUUAAGUAUUAUAUUUAAUGACAAUGUAUUCCUGGUGAGUAGAUUGUUUUACAUGAAGAGUGUGCUCAGCUUGUAUAGAAGAAAACAAUUUUGCUAGCUUUGCAAAUGAUCUAUAUUUAUUUAGUGUAUCUUUUCUUAAAUUUUAUUUAGACAAAAUCAUUUAUAUAAGAUGCUGUGUAUAAAUUCAUUCACUAACAAGCCUGUUUUAAAAAAAGCUGAUUAACUAUGCAUUAUAAACUUCAAAGCUUCUAUUUAUUAUAAUUGUUUAUUAUAGUUAUGCAUUUAUAUAGAAUUUGACUGUUUUUGUAUACUUUUAAAUAUGUUUCACCUCAAGUCCAAAAGUCUUUUCUAAUGGAAUACAUUAAAGUAUGUGCUUUAGAGGAAUCAGAAUUGAAUUCUAAUUACUCAUGUUUAAUCAGCUUCUUUGGUUAAAUAUUUCAAACUAAAUCUAAAAUUUUAAACUAAUGUCUUAUCUAUACUGUUCCUUUUUUAAAAAAAAAUUCUUAUGCCAUCUAACACACUUUAUUCUUUAUUUGUUACAUGUACAUUUCUUGAUAAAUUUCUUGACAUUUGUGUUUUUGUCUCCAUUUCUCUGAAAUCUUUGUAAGUGUGAUCCAUUAAUUUUUUGUGAAAAGAAAUGAGACAGAAGUGCCUUGUGGAGGUCUAUUUAAUAUUAUUUAAUUUGUGUUAGAAAAGGUUUUUCAUGUUCAAGUGAAAGGCUGGGGUGUAUAUGUACUUUGUUUGAAUUGGAGUUCUCUGGUUUUUAAAAUUAAAAGUCAAUUUUUUGCUGUGCUUUUUGCAGAAAAAUUAACAUGAAUUUUUUGCUUUAGUUUUAAACCCUAUUUAUUUUCUGCUAUAUUAUUCCGUUACCAUAACAGUUUCACUAGAUUUCAUGGCAUCAAGACUGCAUGGGCACAUGUUACUAUUAUUGUAAUUAGCUAUAAACAUGAAUAAAAUAUUUAAACAGAUCGGCCAGGCCCUUACUGAGAAGAACUGACAUUAGAUACACUGAAAAAUAAGACUUCAUUUUAAUUAAAAGGAAAUAGGCGAAAAAAAGUAUGGGGAAAACCUGAAGAAAACAAGGAUGCUACAAACAAACGUGUCCUUCGUCAGCGAGAAAACAACAGUAAAAACAAUAUCAAAUAAAAAUUAACACUGACCGAUAGCUGCAAUGUAGUAUCUGAGAGGACGUUCACCUUGUCGAAGGGGUCACUUAUUUUUUUUUUUUUUUACUGUUUGUUUUUGCAAUCUCUCCCCCCUUAUUACCAUUCCUUUAAUUAGCAAGUGCUAUACUAAACCCUUAUGUUAUUAGUGCAUUUUUUUGGUCAAGAAACAUGUUAUUAUUUACAGAAUAUAUUGGGGGGGGGGUAUUUAAACCUUUUAGACUUGUUUUAUAAGCAGUCUAUCCAGAAUUAUUUUUUUUUUUUACUGUUUGUUUUUGCAAUCUCUCCCCCCUUAUUACCAUUCCUUUAAUUAGCAAGUGCUAUACUAAACCCUUAUGUUAUUAGUGCAUUCUUUUGGUCAAGAAACAUGUUAUUAUUGACAGAAUAUAUUGGGGGGGGGGUAUUUAAACCUAUUAGACCUGUUUUAUAAGCAGUCUAUCCAGAACUUAAAAUUGUAUGCUCUCCAGCACUUUGAUUCAUCACCGUUACUGUUGUUUACUUAAAAAUUAAUGAAAAUACUGGUAUUAGGUAAUUUGUAGUAGGUCAAAGUUUUCCUACCAUUUUUGAUACAGCUUUCCAAUUAUAAACUAUUUCAAUUACUAGAUUCUAAAAGUAUCUUUAAAAAAACGUAUCAGAAUUUUUUCUUGCUUUGAUAAAACUUUAUUCUCUUGAAAUUUGUAGGAUUUACUGUCAUGAGCUUAACUUGGAACCCAUUUGCUUUAAAUAACUGCAUAUAUCUGAUGUUUUAGAACUGUCAGGUAAUGGGGGUUUUCACAAAAAUGUUUUAUGAAAAGUUUUGGUAUUAGAAUUAACUUUUGAAUUAAGUUUUGCAGAACAGUUUAGGAGAUCUGUGAUUUUAGUUUUAAAAAAAAUGCUUGAAAAGUUUUUGAAAUAGACCUUUGCAACUAUUCAAACUUAUGGCCGAAAGUUUUCACUGGUUCUCUGAUUAUAUUUAAUUUGUGUUUGCCACCCUAAAGUUAUCAUUCAUAAAUUUUUCUAUAGUUAUACCAUAUUCUUAAUUUUUCUUAAAAAAUGUUUUUUAAACUGAAGAGCAUCUUUAGAUGGUCAGUCUUAAAAGAUAUAUUUUUUAGAUGUUUAUUUCUACAUCAAUAUAUUGUUUCUUAAAAGAUUGCAUAUCAGAUAUUUGUUUCAAAUUAUGUCCCACUUCUGGAGAGAUUGUUUGUAGAUGAGCAACAAGGGUGACAGGAAAUAUACUCACUGUUGAUCUUAGAGCUGAAAUGUAUCAUUGACAUACCAAAUCUGUUGUACAACUUCUUUGAUUAUAUUUUUAUACAGAUUAUAUUGCAAUGCAUGUAUACAUUAAAUGACAUUAAUUUUUCUGUUAUCUGUAAAAUCUCAGAUAUUAUUCACUCUUGAAACCUUUAGAAAAAAAAUUGUUUUUGUUUUUAUACAAACUAAAGUUAUUUCUUAUCAAGAGUUAAUAGACUAAUUUAUUGAAAUUAAUUAUACAAGUUUACAAGAGUAAGACCAAACCAUGAGUUGAUCAUUAUAUAUAAAUAAUAUAAUAUAUAUGACAUGAGCACACAUUUUAUAAAACUGCUUAAACCUGGGAACUGUACCCUCCUCAAGCCUCAUUUAGUAAAAAAAAUUACAAUUUUUUUCCCUUGACUAAUGAAGUUGUUGUAAAAAACAUUGGUUAAAAUAAAUAGAGGAACAACUUGAGUUUCUUUCUUGCAUAAGUUGUACAGGUUAGUGUACUAAAUUUCAGUUUUGUUGAACUCUGUCAGCUUGCAUUUUUUGAACACCUUUAAUGGCCAGCUUACAUUAUUCAUAUACUUCCAUUUCACAUUUCACUAUUGGAGUAUGUAUUAAAAUAAUUAUUAAAUUAAUUCAUGGUUUUAAACUACCAAUAAUUAUAAUUUUUAAUUGGUUUGAAAUACCUGAGAUUUUUCAGUUCAUUCUUCUGUUAGGAGCCAUCCAUUUUUACGUACGCAAAAAGAAAAAAAGAAGAAAAAGUCCUAUCCCACUCCCCCUGUUGCAACCCUCCAUUUUUGGACACACCCCACCCUAUACCUACGACAAAAUAGCUUUAACCGCCAGUCAAGUUAAUAAAUGUAUUAAACAAUUUAUUUAUUGACAUUUAUAAUUUACAAGACAAUGAAACAGUUCCACUAUAAAUCUUUUUUUCCCAACGUGUGGUGUGUGCAACACAGGGAGGCAUUUUGGGGUGACAUUUAGUCUCUGAGUUAGGAAACAUAGUUAAGUUUCAAAGGGAUCGGAAGGGGUGGGUGGCUGCAAUUUAAAAUAUGACACUUUCUAGAAGUAACCUGAGGGUCAAUGAUAUUUAGGUGCUCAGGUGGGGCAAAAAUGUUUGGGAGGGAAACAUGUCUUAAAACGUGUUAAAAAUAGUGUCCUAGUUUUUCUCCCCUCUUUUCACAUUUGCAACUGUUUCGUUCAGCUGAACAUAAUAAGGUAUUGUUCCAAGUAUAUGCUGCACAUUUUUCCCCUAAAUUAAGUAUAAAUAUUUAAACCAAGGGUAUGGCUUACAAUCUUGAUGUUGCAAAAUGAAAAUAAAAUUAAAUACGGGUAUAUGUGAACAACAGUAAGUAAUGUUGGGCUUAUUAUCAGGAGCGGCAUAUACUCAGAACAAUACUGCAAUUAUGUCACAAAUUACGCCAAACGCAUGGAAACAUACAACAUGGCAUGCAGUAGAUUAUAUUUGUCAUUAGGUUUAAUAUUACACUUUCCGGAUAAUUAUUGCAGAACAUGUGCAUAAAUGUAUGUACAUUCUCCCCUAAAUGCGUACGUAAUGUAUGGAUUACCCCUUAUCUUUAGUAUGCUUUUUUUUUCUCUAGUUGUGUGCUGUUUUAAAUAAGAAAUGCGACUGAUUGAUACAAAUGUAGAGAAAUUUCCUCAUUUCUUCUGUACAUAAUGUCAUGUCUGGAGGAACAGUUAUAUAUAAAUACACUUAACCUUUUUAUAUCACAGCGAGACCAUCCAGCAUUUAUCCUAUCUUAGCCAAUACAUGUACCUUAAAGUAAUUCCAAUCAUGUGUACACUUUACAAAUUUAUAUUUAAAAAAUGUUUGUUACAGUUUCAAACAGCCUAAAAUCUUUGCAUUCCAGUUCUGUGUGACCUGAUCAAACAGACAAAUGGUGUGACUUGAUCUUAAUGGCCAUGUAUAAAACUGUUAUUUAAAAAAAGUGUGUGGUUGUGGGGAGGGGGGUGCGUACAUAUACAACAUACAGAUAAAUUAUGUACUUAUGUACUUUUAUUUAUAAAAACACAUUUAUUUACAUAGGGUUGGCAGAAAGUUAAUGUUUAGGAUUCUCACAUGUGUCAUGCAAGAACUAAAAUUACUGUCUUGUGUAUUCUAAAGAUUAAAAAAAAUUAAGAUUUUUUUUCUGUUCACGAGAUAUUUUGUAUCUAG
Lymnaea stagnalis (great pond snail) is the source of this 12504-nucleotide messenger RNA. The record is from the annotation of a GenBank genome assembly. Lineage: Eukaryota; Metazoa; Mollusca; Gastropoda; Lymnaeidae.